GCGACUUUUGAUGUCACAUCGCCCUCCACUGUGGCGCGGCUUGCACAGAGAAAGGCUGUCAUGGCCGAUGUGGACGCGUCUGCGGGAUCGCCUGCCGUCAAUGACUGCAGCAUCGAGCUGGACUGCGUAGCUCAGCCACCGUCAUUGUUGGAAACUGUUCCCGACGUGCAGAUUAUUAAUGCAGAUGGAGUUGAAAUUAAAGUGGAGCAAAUUGAACAUGGCCGCAGCGAAGGAGUUGAUUCGGAUGCCGACCACGAAUCCACCGUUCCUCGUAGUGUGUCCAAAGAACCAAAUCCCGGAGUUGGUACGGAAAUCAAGGUCGAGGAGGAGUACAUGGAGGUUAAAGUGUGCGAGGUUGGAGAGAGCAGUGAAGACGGGACCCUUUGCAAGCAAGAGGGCGCCAGUAAUGACGAGAACAACAGUGGGGAUGGUCCCUUCCAGUGCUUGGAUUGUGGAGAGACAUUUACGCUGAGGGAAGCCUAUGAAUCUCAUUUGAAAGUCCACUCUCUUCAAGACCUACCUGAGAAAGAGGUGCCUAGUCUAAGCUCAUUUACUUCCAAAGGAAAACCCUACACAUGUCCAGAAUGCGGAAAAGGUUAUUUAACCAUGACAUGGCUUAAAAAUCAUCAAAGACAGCAUAUUGAUAGGACUGUAAUUACGGUAUCAGAUCAUGAGAAAACAAAUGAGAAUAAGCCAAUUGAGUGUGCAGAAUGUGGUGAGCGUUUCUCUCGCAUAGCUGCACUCCAGACCCAUCAGCAGCGGCAUGACAAAUCUCAGACAGCACUUAAUAAGCCUUUCAAAUGUACAUGUGGAAAACAGUACUCCUGUCUUGGUUCAUUGUUAAAUCACAAAAGGUAUAGUUCAUGUGCUGAGCCUCAGAAAUCCAGGGAAGAACAUAAGGAGGUCCAAUUGCCUAACGAAAAACCAUUAAAAUGCCAUGUCCGCUUGCCCAGAGUCAGACUGCCUCCCUUUCUCCAGAAUCAACUUUCUGAUAUCAACAGUACAGAAACUUGUGGUAAUCAGCCAUCAGAGUCAAAAGAGAAACGAUACGUAUGUGAGUGUGGAAAAGGUUAUUCUAGCUUUUCAUGGUUUGAAACACACCAGAAAUCCCACUUAAAGGAAAAGAAGACCUUCUCUAAAGAGCGUAGCCCUUUGGGUUCUUUUGAGUGCCCUGAAUGCAAGAAAUCUUUUUCUCGUUCUGCAGCAUUCCAGAACCAUAUGAAGCGUCAUGCAAAAAGUGAGGCAGCAUUUGAUAAGCCCUGGCAGAAGUCUCUGCAUGAUGAAACUUCUCCAGAUCGUCUUUGCAAAAGUGCCCAGUCACAACUGAUCACCGGCUCUGAGAAUGGUAUGAAAUUUACAUAUGAAAAUGAAUUGCUUAGCAACCAGCAAUCACAUGAUAUACCAGAACCACCCAGGUACCGCUGCUCAUGUUGCUGUAAAGUUUUUGAUUCCCUUUACCAAUUGAGGGCUCACAAGAAAAGGCUUUUGGCCAAGUGCAUUUCCUGCCCUUCUUGCAGCUUUACCUGCAAAAGCAAAAAACAGCUAAUACACCAUUUAGCCUGUCAUGAAAGUAAAUCACACAAAAGACUUGGUGCUUACAGUAAACAAAAUUUAUGGCUGUCUCACAAAGAUCCUGAGAGCACUUGUCAAGGAGAAAUGGAAACCAGUCAGCAAGGACAUGUGUGUCUUAAAUGCAAAAGAAUCUUUACUUCUCUACAGCGACUGCAGAAUCAUGAAAAGCUACGCUCCAAGAAACAUUUUCGUUGUGCACUUUGCUGUAAGAGUUACAGAGAAGAAGGGAAACUAGAGCGCCACAUUUCUAGCCAUGGUCAGAAGCAGCACUCCCGUAGCAGCCCUGUGUUAUCCAAGCCAGCAUCUAAUCUUGGCCGUUCAGCAUCCUAUUGGUGCAUAGUCUGUGGAAAGCAGUUUAUGCAAAAGUCUAGGUGGUUUUCUCAUUGUAAGCGUUGUGGUGAGCAGAGUGGGGUACCUGAAAGCUUACAGGAUGGGAAGCCUAUUUAUGUGGAUAAUGAGCAGCAAGGUGAACAUCAGGAGUCUGGAGUCAAGAUAGAUGAGCAAAAUCCUGGACAUAAUAACAGUGUGUCCAAUGAUGGUGGAGAAAUUUCCAUGCAUAAACGUUAUAAAAGAAAUAAUGAAACCUUUCAGACUAACAGAGGUGGCUUCUUGGCAAAGACUUUUAAAUUUAGGAAACGAUUAAAGGUUAGAGGAGGACUAGUUGAAUCUACUUCAAACUUGAGCCCUGCAAGUGAUGAAUCCAAGGCCCUUGUUUGCCCAGAAUGUGGAGAAAGUUUUUCCCGCAUGGCUGCUUUUCAGGCACAUCAGCAGCGACAUGCAGAGGCAUUUGCUGCUCUUGACAAACCUUAUACAUGUGAGUGUGGAAAAGGAUACCAAUCACCAGGAGCACUUUAUACCCACAAAAAGACUCAUGCUAUCUUAAAACUAUCGGCUGACUAUACAGGGAUUUCUCCUUUAAAUAAAAUGAAACCUAGAUCUGUUUCUGUGUUAGAAAAUGUACCUCAAGAUGCAUUACCUCAGAGUCAAAUUAUAGAUAGUACUGAUGUUUCUUCUGACUUGAGUAAUUUUCCUGCUAUUAACAAAAAAAGAUUUUCAUGUUCUUACUGUGGAAAAGGUUAUUUUCGACUUACAUGGCUUCAGGCUCACCAACGGUCCCAUGUGAAUGUACAACCGUCCCUGAAUCAAAAUCCUGACACAGUGGAGAUCUCUUCUGAAAACACCGAACUUGGUAAACAUUUUUCCAAAUCAACCUCAUUUAAAAUGCGUCAUAAAAAUGUCCCUAAACGGCGCAUAGUGCGCAAUAAAUCAAGAAGAAGUAACACAUUGUCAAGUUCCUUAAACACUCAUAAGAAAGAUGACUUGGAUGUUAAGUUCAAGGAUAUAGACAAUCCCUCCCAUAACUUGACUUGUUUAGAAUGUGGACUGUAUUUUCAAGAUGAUGUUGAACUUAAAGUACACUCUGCAUCCUGUCCUUCCCAAUGCCAAAUCAACCCUGGGAGUGAGACAGGAGUGAGUAACAAAUGGAAGUAUCGUAGGAGGCAUUUUUCUUGCCCUAUUUGUUCUAAAAUAUAUUUCAAAGAGGGAAGAUUAAAGCAGCACUUAGCAGGCCACAAACGACAGAGGCCUUUGGUGUGUCUUGAAAAGAUUCCGGAUUGCCCAUCCCCACCUUCGCACACACAUUCUCACCAUGGUACACUGCUGAGUCAGACUGAGCCAGAACAGGUUGAAUCAAUGAGUGAUGGCUCUCGGCACAUCCAGGCACCAGCAGAGGAGGGUGGCAGUUCACAAGAUUCAAGUGAAAAAGCUGUACAGCUUUCAUGCAAUAUUUGUGAAAAAGUUUUUAUUGAGGAAUUUGAGCUCUACCUCCACUUGAUACAGCAUGCAACUGGACAUUUAUAGACUUGCUUGACAGUUAGCAGGCAUAUGCUAAAUUUGAAAUAUCUUUCAGUCAGUCUUCUGAGGUCUUGCUUAAUGGUUAAAUGAUGUAUCCUGUUUUGUGUGUCCAAUCCUCUGUUUCAUUAGUCUGCAGUUUAAAAUUGUCAUCUUAAAAGUAAAAUCUUUUACUUUAAGCUUGCUUACAAUUCUAUUUUUCACUUCAAACAUUACACAGAGGAAACAUAUUAGACAUGUCUACAUUUGGGGCACAGUUCUAUUAAGUUUGUGACAGAUUUAGAAUUUCUGAUUUUGUUUAGUAUCAUUAUCAGAGUUUACUGAGGUACAAUAUGCAUGGCUGAUGUAAUGAGAUUUGUUUAAAUCCAGGUACUGUAUAAUGCUACACUUUUCCAACCAAACUUAAUGUCAGUAACUAAAGCUUUACUCUUGGGUGUUGUUCUGUUUAUAUUUGUUAUUAAGCUAGUUCUCCUGUUGCUUUAGUAGGUUUCAUUUUGCAAGUGCUUUUCCUUUCUCUCUGCUUAUCUGUAUCUUUUAUAUUCUUCCUUAUUCAUCACUAAACAAAUCCUCUGUUACCUUCAGAAAAUUUUAUGAAAAUAUUUGGGAUGCUAUGUCUUGCAUAGUCAAAGUUUUGAGGUUUAUUAUUUUCUUUUCAGCUGAUUAAUUUAAAUGUCUUUUACAGUUUUUUUUUUUGUAAUAUGUAAAAAUUAGUUGCAGCUUGCAUUAUGAGCAAUGGUAUCAUGUAACUGACCAGCAGAUACUGAAAAUGGACUUUAUUGAGUAUGUAGUUUAAACAGACUUUAUUGUAAACUAAACAAAGAGCCCGUUUCGACAACGUAACAUGAAACAGGCACGAGUGGAAUAGUAAGUAAUAAGUAUAAGCACCACAAACCUGAUAUAGGUGGAUUGAAUGAAUGCGUAAUUAGGCCUGGAGCUGUAGUCGAAAUCGCCUUUCAAGCCUCUAGAGCUUUAAUCGAAGUCGCCUUUCUCUUUGAAUUUUUGCGACCGUAAAUCCGCCGCCUGCCGCGAUGAUGGUCGAAGUCGCCUUUCUUUUUGAAAUUUCGCGUCCGUAAAUCCGCUGCCUACCGUGAUGUCGGUCUCGAAAGGUUUUUCGGGCAGCUGCGCAGAAGGCGAUUGCGCAUUUGUCUUCGGACGUGCGCAGAAGGUGACUGCGCAUUCGGCUUCGGACGGACGGACGGACAGACGUGAGUGAGUGAGGAGACUGGCAAAUUAUAUAUAUGAUCAGUGGUUCUCAAACAAUGGGGCGCAAGUAACAAAAAAGGGGGCGCAAAUGUUGCCAUUUGUGGCGUAAUUUCGCUGUUUGUAGGGAAAUUUUAAACUUGUAGUGGUGUGUCAGCAGCAAAAAAUAUAGAAAUAAAUUUUAUUAGGGUUUCAAAAAAACGUUAGGGGGCACGGUUAAAACUGUUAUGAAAACUCGGGUCGCAAAUACUUAAAGGUUGAGAAACGCUGUUGUAGAUGAUGAAAUUAUAAUAUAGAAGUUGUCUUUUAAUGUGAAUACUCUUGCAGUAGUCUUUAAGUUGGUGGAACACAAAAGUCAUUACAUGAUGUGAAAACUUCCUUGGACAAUUAAUGUGAGGUCUGUUAAAGCAAAGUUUAAGGAGAGAUGGUGUGGUUGGGAUUGUUCAUGAUUUAGAGGCACUUGUAAGUAGUGGCUACUGGUUGCAAGGUUAGGCAGGGGUUACAUAUCUUACUGGCGCCACAGUGAAUUAUCUUAGAAAAUGUUUGAAAAUACUUGGCUGGAUGAAGCACUUUAUGUGACUUUGUAUUCUUUUAAGAAAAAUCUGGUUGAGAUAGGGACAGCUUAGCUAUCAGUUAAACAAAAGGGCUUGAUGGACUGAAUGAUUUUCAAAUUUCUUGUGUGUUAUGUAAAUAGAAACAUCUCAUCUUAUUUUCUUAACUGCUUUUUCUGGUGAACAAAAAUGUUUAAAAGGCUAACUAUACCUGAAGUCUUAAAGGUGGAAAGAUUGUAUCCAUUCAUUUAACUUCGAAAGUCGCCUACCGAGCCGAAGCUUUUCCCACAAAGCAUCAGUUACAACAACUUUUUUUUUUUAACUAACAAUACUAUUACUUUAAAGAUACUCUUCAUACAGGACUGAAAUUCAGAAAUAGUACUGUCUGUUUAUAUGUAUACACAUUGAAAACACAUUCUUAAGCUUAUGUUAAACUUAAUUUUAGAUGUUUUUUAUUUUGUAUAAACAUAAAUUAUACACACAAUUUUGUAUAUCUCAAAGGCAGACUUCAAUAUUGAAGUAGUACUGGCACAUUCAAAAUAGUGUGUCAUGGAUAUAACUCGCAUUGAAAUUUUUAUGUGACUAUACAUUCAUGUUUUUAGCUUAAUUUUCAAAACUUGAAUAGCACUUUCUAAAUUGAGUAUUGUCUCAUGGAAAGGAAAAUUACAGUAUGCUAGUUUGGAACACCAAAGGUUCCCAGAUUACACAUAAACAUUGGAUCUCAUGCAUUUUUGUUCAUCAGUUACAAAUAGAAUACUACUUAUGUCAGUAGUUAAGAAUUAUAAGAAAAUGUUUAGCGCAUGAUUUACAAUAACAUUUGCAGUCCUGGCAGAUAUGGAGUAGUGUUUACUGUCAGGUUCAAGCUGCAAGCUACGUAUGUAAGAUGGGUUUGUGUAUUGAAUAAAGUAAGGUUAUCAUUGAAACUGUAGUAUUAAAAUCAGCAUGUAUGUUAAAAAGGUGCACUACACAGCUAUCAAGUUGGUGAGCUUGCUUUUUGGUGGGCCUUUCACCUCUGGAGCUGCUUUGAAGAUUCCACUGUUCUUGAAAGAUUUAUUUCUCCAUGGUAAACUCUUUGCGUUUUUAUAUGUAACAUAAGAUUGUAUGUUGUGUGAUAUGAAUGUUGAAUGUGUCUAUUUCCUUGUGCUUAUGUUAUCCUCGGUCUUCAAAUUUGCACAUUUAAAUAAGGUUCUUGCUUAAUUGUAUGUACUAAGCAUCUGUCUUGUAGUGAUUAGUAGUGAUGGUUUUAUAUGUUGAAAAAAAUGUGUUUCCACAAUUUGUAGCGGUAAUGGUAGUCUCCCCAUAUUACUUGCAUUUCCCAAAUAUCCUCUGCAUGGUUCAAAAGUGGUAAUGAUGACCUGAUCAGAGACUGCAAGAUGUUCCUGUUGGAUUAGAAGUUUUUGCUAUGAAAAUAGUCCAGUCGGACACUGAAGUUUUAAUUAUAAAAAAUAAAAGAUAUCUUUAACUGUUCUUACUAUUAGAAUUUUUAUGUAAUCUUCCUUAAUGGAGUUAAUCACUUGGAUAGGUGGCAGCGUAAAGCAUGCAGAUCAGGGGAUAAGAUUUGUACAGCUGUACUGGAUUACUUGCUGUGUCUUUCCUAGUUUUACUCCAUGUAACUGAAUUUUCUUCACAAGCUACUUUUUUAAUGUCUCACAGCAGCCAUUGGCUCUCCCUUUGCUUUAUGUUCCAGAAACUUUGCUUGUUAGCCUUUUGAUGUUUUUCAUCUGUGCAUCCGUUUCUGAGACACACACUUGUAUAGUCCUAUCAUAACUUUUUUUUAAGGAAUAUGAUUUAUUUCAUUCAUUAAUUAACAUUGCACUUUUCUGUGGAUGCUUGUUUUUUAAAUUUUUUUCCCUCCCUUUGAGCAUAGAAGGGUCAUAUGUAUACCAAGCUGUAUUAACAUUUAAAGCUUUUGUUUAACUUGCAUUAUUUAAUACAAUUACAUUAUUUCAAGUUAAAAUUACAAAUUAAUUAUCUGAAAUAAAGUUUUUACUAGUCAGACCUGAAAGUUUAGUUAGCCACACAAUUUUGGACUAGUCACCAUGUGAAAGAUAUCUACAGUCUACUUAGUAAAUGUAUGGCUAGCCAAAAUUAUAAUUAAAAAGUCAAUUUGAAUUUUAUAUCUGCAAUUACAUUUUGAUUACUGAAAAUGACAGACUUUACCCAAUUAAUUAUAUGGAGCUAUUAAGUUUAGGUAUUUUUAACUAUAUAUACAAAUUUCUUGCUUUUGAGGUAUAAACAGUGCAUAUAUAAUAUAUAAUUAAAGCACAUUAAAGAUACUGUAACUCAGACCUCAGCUAGUCCAAAUUUAAUUGUGCUAGUUGGUAUUUUAUGCAGUGUUUUACAGACUGGACCAGUUUUGGACAGAUUUUCCAGAAUUAGAUUUUUUUUUUAAUUCCUCUAGCUUAGGCUGCCAAAUUAUCUUGUUACAUUCUAGCCCUGCUCUGUAAUGAAGCUAUAAGUACUGGCAUAUUGAUGAUGUUAAUGUUUUUCCAGUUUUUCUUAAAAUUUAAUUGGUUGAAAUGCAAUGAAUGACCUAACAUUGUGAAAAGGUAAGCAGUAUACUGCCAGAGGUUUCAAUUUUAUAUUUUAGAUUAACAAAAACUGAAAGAAAGGACAUUUCAUAAUGUUACAAAUUGAGCUUCUUCAGGGAGCAGCUAAUAGGUUACAACCUACAGAUGUUAUGCAGCAAUUAAAUUAAGCCUUUGCAAGUUGAAGCAAACAAUUUACACAGGUGUCCCAACUUCUGUCGAUUACUUAAAAUCCCUCUAUCUGUCUUAAGGCAGAGUUGGAACAGAUUGAGUUAUUACACCCUCUACACCCUACAUUGUACAUUCCAAUGAUAAUAAAGGCCCAUUUUAAUAUUUUGAAAUUCUUUUUUUCAGUUUUUGCUAACCUAAACUUUAAAUUUAAACCUCUGGCAGUCUAAUACUUAUAUUUUCACCAUUUUAGGUGAUCCUUUGUAUUUCAGCUACUUAUAUUUGAAGAUAAACUAAGGUGUUCUAAACCUUUUCACUGGUAGUGCACAUCUUCCUAAAUAGUGUGUUUUCUCCUCGCUGAUUUUCAUCUCUCUCCCUUUAAGUUUUAGCAGAUGAGCUUCAUUCUUUGAUACAUUCAACUUUUUAUGAGAAAUUUAAUUGAUACCAUUUCUCUUGGGUGAAUUUGUGUGGUUUAGUGCUUGGGGUGAAAAUUAUAUCUAAGGCUAUUCGUAAAAUGUACUGGUUUUGAGUGUCAUAAGGCACUUUAUUAACUAUUGAUAUUGAAGCAAGCCUCACAGAUUUUAAAUAGCUUUAUAUUUUAAACCUAUUUAAUUUUUUUGAAAAGGGGUAAUUCUUUAUAUUUAGUUUUAAUGUCUAAAAUAGCAUUUAAAGGCGUUUUCAUUCCUAGUUCAUUUAGAUCUUUUUUUUUUUCCAACUUUGAAGCAAUUUUAGUCUAGUUCAUUUAGGUAGAUGCAAGCAUACCAGUAACAAUAACGCAGACCAAAACAACCCAAACUGAAACCCUUUAUAAUUGGUGGUCUCAGUGUAGUACCAAGCGAACUAUGGAUUAGUCUGUAUGAGGAAUGAGUGUGAUCCAACAUGGGGCCAAUCUAGCUGCAGGAGGUACUAUGGGGAAAAUUUGUGCAAGUUGUGGUUUUCACACCACACCGGGCAGCAGUCAGGCUAUGUUAGCAUAAAAAUAAAUGCACACAUGCAAUUCUACAGUUAAACAGCUCAUGCAAGUAGCAGUCAGUCAGUCAGUUCAGCCUUCGCAUAUCUUUCAACCACAGAGAUUCAAAUUUGGAAAGCAGUUGACCAUGUGAAAAAGAUAGAGGUUAUAUUUAUAUAGUAGACUACUGGAGAGUAAAUGCACAACAUUAUUCAGUGAAACAAAAUUCACCUGAUAAGUUCACUGUCUAAAUAAAUAAAAGUAAAAUGCAUCACUGUGUGCCUUCAGCAGAGCUUGUCAUCUUAUAUAGUAUUUCCCAGAUGAAACGUUUCCUUUCUGUAGUUUUUAAAGUAACGCAUCAUCUUCUUGUACUCUUCUGGUUAUCCUAGACAUUCUGCUUUCAGUGCUCUCUUUGUUAAAUAAACCAUGUAUUUAUUUCAAAUGUGGCACCUCUUGUUGACCCUUCAAUAUUUCUGCCCAAUGAAAAGAAGUCUGUGACACACCCACUGGUCAUUCUAGAGAUACUUCUGUUGCUUGAAAGUUUGCAGUGUGAAACACAACUGAACUAACUGAAAAUUGAAACAAAGUAACUAUUCCCCUCCUGAUUCAAAACAAAGAAAAUGAACUAGGAGUGUGAAAGCUCUUCAAAGCUUGCAUGAAAACUGAAUCGUGCAUAUUGAGUGUACUAAACAAUACAAAUUCUGCUUGUCCUAUUACCUCAAACUGUGGUAAUGUUUCAUUCCUCCUCUUUCACUACUGCAAUAUCUUUUCUGAAACCUAGUGUACUCAUUUGUUGAAUCUGCAGUGUACUCUACUUAUCAACUUCUUGUCAUGAAAAGAUAGGCAAUGUAGUGAACUUAUUUGUUAACUUCAAUUGAUAUCUCGUUGCUCCUCCCUUUAGCACUUCAGCAAAAAAUAUUUUAUGCUUCUGUAGCUGACUAGUGCACUAAGAUUGACAGUGUCGUAUUGUGUUUUGCAGUAGUGCUUUAAAAAUCUGGUCACAGUUGUGGUUUCACUUUUAAUAUGUUAAAUGUGCAGAUUAUUAGCUUUGCUUUCACUUAAAAUGACUCUUGAGUUAAAUAUUUGUUUUUUUUUAGUGAAAAAAGUAAUUAAUACCAAUAGCAUAUAUUAACAAAAGAUUAUUGAAAGUUCCCCCUUUAAUUUGCCUACAUUCUAGAUUGAAGUAGUUUUUCAAUCGAAGGAUUUUAACGAUGGCAUUGUGCUAUUUAUUUAAAAUAUAAAAUAUUUAUAUUGCGUUAUUGCACAUUUGAUUACAUGAUUUGUAGAUUUAUUUUCAUUGUUUUGUGUUUCAAGCUUUUUAUUAUAUGAUGCAAUACGUUAAUCUUUUAAAUGCAGUUUUUUUUUUUAAAUGGAAAAAUGCUAUUGAAUCUCCACUCAUGACAGUUAAAAUUGUGCGAAUUCAAUUUUAUAUGGACUGGCAGGUAAAUAUAAUAAAGAUGGGAAGGAAUUUAAGGACUUAAAAUUGACCAGAGUUAAUUCUUUUGUUUUUUAUAGAGCACAGAACCAUAUUUUGCACUUAGUUAAAUGAGAUGGAGAUGCACACAUUCUGUCUCACUGUGGUGUUUGGUGGCACACUAUAUUAAGAUGUGCAAGUCCCAUUCUCAUGCACUGUCUAUCUCACCAUAAAGUGUGAGAUAUGCUACUCCUAUACUGUUACUCCAUCUCAAAAAUUAUAAUGUAUGGUGGUGUGAGAAGGAGUUUUUCUUAUCUUCCAGAUUUGUUUUUUGUCUUAGUCACAGCAUGUAUUCCUUCAUUGCCCAUCUAACUGUGAUUCUAGU
This is a messenger RNA of Erpetoichthys calabaricus (reedfish), 10618 nucleotides long. RefSeq names its product zinc finger protein 850-like. The transcript is spliced from 2 exons. The record is from RefSeq and is a predicted model, not a curated record. NCBI's taxonomy places the organism in Eukaryota, Metazoa, Chordata, Cladistia, Polypteriformes, Polypteridae. Gene Ontology annotation, biological process: regulation of transcription by RNA polymerase II. Gene Ontology annotation, cellular component: nucleus. Bases 61 to 3432 code for a protein of 1123 amino acids. Gene Ontology annotation, molecular function: RNA polymerase II transcription regulatory region sequence-specific DNA binding; DNA-binding transcription factor activity, RNA polymerase II-specific.